Plasmodium malariae is the source of this 1320-nucleotide messenger RNA. Its product is annotated as Maf-like protein, putative. The record is from RefSeq and is a predicted model, not a curated record. Bases 1 to 1320 code for a protein of 439 amino acids. NCBI's taxonomy places the organism in Eukaryota, Apicomplexa, Aconoidasida, Haemosporida, Plasmodiidae. Gene Ontology annotation, molecular function: nucleoside triphosphate diphosphatase activity. The transcript has a single exon.
AUGAGUAAUGCGAACCUCGAACCGCAGUUGAGUAAUAUAUCAGGGAAAAAAAAUCUUGAGAACAAUUCAGGAUAUUCAAACGAAGAAGUAAAAUUAAAAAUACCUGAACAGUCAUUCAAUGACUUUGAAUUAGGUAUUGAUGAAGACAUUAUUGAGUAUUUGUCUACACGAAUAUGUAAUAAAAAUCUGCAGCAUAAAAUACUGAAAAUAAAUAAUUUAAUAGACGACUAUAUUUAUAAUUAUAUCGUGAACAGUGAAGAAGGCGAAGAGAUUAACGCUCAUGUAAACAAUGCCACUCACGCAGACACAGAGAAUAAGUAUGUUUAUUCAAACAAUAUUUCAAAUAGUCAUGUUAAUAUGGAUGGAAAUAAGAAAAGUGGCUCCUCUAGCGAAAAUGUAGACGAUCUAAAUUCGAAAAAAGAUAAAAGUAAAAAUUGUAAUUCUUCCAAACAACAAGAUGAUUUUCAUAAAAUAAAAAUGAUGAAUUUCCUAGGUGAAAACAACAUUGUAUAUAACAGUAAAGCUAAACAAAACAAUGUAUUAUUUUUAUGUUAUGAUAAAAAAAAUGAGGAGUGCAAUACGUGUGACAGAUAUAGGAAAAAUUAUAUGUCAAAUAUGAAGCCGACUGACAACACUAAUCCAUCAAAUGAAUGUAAGAUAAAUGGAACAAAUGAAAUUAGCAUAUUAAACACCCUAAAUGACUACUUUUUCGUUCUUGGAUCUACUUCUAACUCUAGAAAGUAUAUCUUAAAGAAAAGUAAUUUAGAUUUCCUAUCAAUUCGUACACGUAUUAAUGAAAAAAAAAUUGGUUGUAGGAAAAGACACGACCCUUUUACCUUAACAUCAAACAUUUCAGUAGCGAAAGGAAUAAAGCUAUUAAAUACGAUUAAAAGAAAUAAAGAGCUGAAGUUACAAAUUGAGCAAAUUAGCAAAAACAAAAAAGUUAUAUUAUUAGUCGGGGACGAAGUAAUAUACUGUAAUAAUAAAAUAUAUGAGAAACCAAAAAAUGAAAUGGAAGCAUAUAACUUUCUUAAAUCAUAUAACAAUAAUGUUAUCUAUAGUUAUAGUAGUAUUACAUUAAUUGAGUUAAAAACGGAAAAGUUUAUAACAGGAAUUGAUGAAUCUAUUAUUAAUAUAUAUAAUAUGGAUGAUGACAUUAUAAGCAAAAUAAUGAUGGAUUCUUCUAUUUAUUAUUGUGCUGGUGCUUUAAAAAUUGAAAAUACUCAUAUGCGUAAGCAUAUAAAAGUUAUUAAAGGAAAUAUUGACAGCAUUUUUGGUUUGUCCCUUAAUCUGCUAUCUCAUCUUGUGAAUUUCUUAUAA